Molecule: messenger RNA, 1110 nt
Organism: Lachancea lanzarotensis
Lineage: Eukaryota; Fungi; Ascomycota; Saccharomycetes; Saccharomycetales; Saccharomycetaceae
Gene: RRG1
Product: LALA0S07e01816g1_1
Exons: 1
Coding region: 1-1110 (369 amino acids)
Source: RefSeq, a predicted model, not a curated record
AUGGUACUCCAUUUCUCACGAUUACCGCAUCAUAGGACUUAUGUCCUGCAUUGGUAUCGAUACACGCUUCGAAAUAUUCCUAAAUAUGUAUGCUCUGAGCAUCUGCAAUUGAGAAUUAGAACCACAGUAAAGACAACUUUGACGAAGCAUAGAUGCGAUAAAUCCAGCUGGAGUAUCUAUAGGCUCUUAAGAGACCUGAAAACAUUAAAUAGUCUUCUCUUGAAAUCAAAAACUGAGAAAGUCUGGGACCUUUUAACGCUCUAUUCGCGGAAAACCUCGGGUAAUGGAAAGAAGCUGCCGCUGCCGCUGAGUGCACCGUCAGAGGCCACUUAUCAAGAUCCUGUAGAUGUGAGAAAUGCCAAGAUACUGCACGACUAUGUUACUGAGAAACAACGACGUUUUCUCUUACCCCAGUACAUUUCUAAAGGGUUCAAAGCGAAGCUUGUGUUCCCUUUAGCUCUACACGAACAAUCUCUCCAAAAAUUGCAUCGAAUAGAAUAUAAACUAGCGUUAGGGCCCCCAAAAGUAUCGCUAAAUCACACUUCUGCUGGUAAGAGUCGAAUCUGGUUCAUAAGAUCUGCCAUCAACAAAGGAAAGCGACAGUCAAAAGAGCUUGGUCGCAUUAUUCGUGAGCAGAAAAAAAAGGGCCAAAAAAACCUUGAUAAUUGGAACGCUUGUCAUGCAAACAGUAGAUGGGCAUGGUAUGAAGCUGUUUGGGAGCACUUAAUAGAACACGGAUCAGUAUUGGGAGGAGGACCUGAAAAGUACUUGAACAGCGCCUCUAAAGCCGCUAACAGGACAAGGCAGACAACGACCAAAACCGACGACAAAGCCGUGGGCGAGUGGCUUGAUCCCAUAAAGGAAUCCCUUGAUUUCCUAAGCACCGAGAGUGAGCAGCAAGCCAAAUAUUUCGACGAAUAUAAGCAGAAAAGAAUCUUUCGCGGCCAAUACCAGUAUUUCGUGCAAAAGACCGAAGUAAUGUAUGAGAACCGUAAACGGCGGUAUACAAAGAUGCUGAAAAAUGACUUGCCGUUUGCAACCCCGUUUUUUGAGACACAGAAUCUUCCGACAAUCAUGAAGGCCCACAAAUUUGUAUCUGGUAAUGCGUAA